Molecule: messenger RNA, 1212 nt
Organism: Akanthomyces muscarius
Lineage: Eukaryota; Fungi; Ascomycota; Sordariomycetes; Hypocreales; Cordycipitaceae
Exons: 3
Coding region: 1-1212 (403 amino acids)
Biological process (GO): epoxide metabolic process
Molecular function (GO): epoxide hydrolase activity
Source: RefSeq, a predicted model, not a curated record
AUGGGCAGCGACAUCAAGCCUUAUACCGUUGCCGUGCCGGACGAGGCUCUGGCCAAGCUCAAGUCCAAGCUAAAUGCAGUCGACCUCCCGCAGCGCGUCGACUUUGAGAACGACUGGAAUUACGGUGCCCCGGCCGCCGACGUCCGCCGCCUCGCCACGUACUGGCGAGACGGGUUUGACUGGCGGGCGCAGGAGAAGAAGAUUAACCAGCUGCCGCAGUUUACGACCCCGAUCGACGUCGAUGGCUUUGGCACGCUCAACAUCCACUUUGUCCAUCAAAAGAGCGCGCAUGCGGGAAGCAUCCCGCUUCUCUUCUGCCAUGGCUGGCCGGGCAGCUUCUUGGAGGUGGAAAAGAUUCUCCCUCUUUUGACUGAGAAUAGUAAUGGCGUUUCGUUCCAUGUGGUGGCACCCUCGCUGCCGAAUUAUGCCUUUUCCGAUGGCGCCACCAAGAAAGGCUUCGGGCCGCACCAGUAUGCCGAGACUUUGCAUAAGCUGAUGCAGAAGCUGGGAUACAAUAAAUAUGUCACCCAAGGCGGAGACUGGGGGUACAUGAUCACUCGCCGCCUGGGCGCCGACUAUCCCGAGUCGUGCGUGGCAUCUCACGUCAACAUGGCCUUCCGGGGACCGCCAAAGUUCAAGGAGACGCCCCUGACCUGGCUGCAGCACGCCCUUCUGCCCUGGUCCGCCGACGAGAAGAAGGGCCUGGCGCGCUCGUCCUGGUUCCGCGAGGAGGGCUACGGCUACAACGCCCUGCAGAGCACCAAGCCCGCGACGCUGGGCUUCGCCUUUGCCGACUCGCCCGUCGCGGUCCUGGCCUGGAUCUACGAGAAGCUGCACGACUGGACCGACGGCUACCCGUGGACCGACGAUGAGGUGCUGACGUGGGUGUCGAUUUACGUCUUCUCCAGCGCCGGCCCCGAGGCCAGCGCCCGCAUCUAUUACGAGAGCAAGCACGCGCCCGAGAGCGCCGCCAUCACCACGGGGUACAACGGAAAGGUGCCGCUGGGGGUGUCGCAGUUUCCGAGGGAUCUCGUCGUGAUUCCAAGGCUCUGGUACCAUGGUCUCGGCCCUAUUGCGUUUGAGAAGCAGCACAAGGACGGCGGCCACUUUGCGGCGUUUGAGCGGCCCAAGGAGCUGGCAGAGGAUCUGAGGACCAUGUUUGGGCGGAAUGGUGGUGCCUAUUCUGUAACCAAGACUCUUGCCAAGCUUUGA